This is a messenger RNA of Phyllotreta striolata, 910 nucleotides long. NCBI's taxonomy places the organism in Eukaryota, Metazoa, Arthropoda, Insecta, Coleoptera, Chrysomelidae. The record is from the annotation of a GenBank genome assembly.
AAUAAAUUUUGAAUCUCCAAGUCUCCAAUAUAACGCAACAUGACGACAGAAUCAGGAGAAGUUAAAAUCUCGAAUAUAGUCAAGGAAAGAAUCGAAAGAAAUCGCCAGAAAGCGAUAAUACUCCAAAGAAGCAAGCUAACUUCGCAUCCUUACCAUAACAACAAAGAUGCAACAACAACCACCCUUAAAAUAGGAGGCACCACUUACAAAGACACCGGCGGCGGGUUUUUGCUCGAAGAAACCGAGGAGCCCGACGAGUUGGAGCAAAUACUAGCCGAACAGGAGCUGAUCAUCGAGAAUCGCCCGGUUUGCGAGCUCUGCACGAAACCCUUCGGCGUCUCGUGGCUCUACGAAAAAUUCGAAUACAAAUGCUGCGACAGCUGCCGCAACCCCGAAAUCCACAAACUGAUUGCUAAAACGGAGGCGAAAGACGCCUAUUUGCUGAAAGACUGCGACAUGGACAAGCGCGAGCCCCCGCUGAAGUUCGUCACGCAGAAGAAUCCGCACAACGCGCAUUGGGGCGACAUGAAGCUCUACCUGCUGCCGCAGGUGGAGCAGCGCGCCCUCGAGGUGUGGGGCACCGAGGAGAACAUCGAAAAGGAGCGGGAACUUCGCGAGGAAAAGCGCGUGAUGGCCAAGAGCAGGAAGUACGAGAAGCAGCUGAAGGAGCUGCGGAAAGGCAUGCGGAGCAGCCUGUACGACAGGACCAAGAAGGCUUCGCAUACGCACGAAUUCGGAGAAGAAACUUACAAUGAAGACGAUGAUACUUAUUAUAGGAAAUGCACUACUUGUCCUUAUGAAGAGACUUUCGAAAAGAUGUAGUACUUUUAAUUUUCAAGGCAGGUUUGUUUGUUUUAGAGAUGCUUUACCAUUGUAAAUUUUGAAUACUCUACUUUUUUUUACACUAACU